CUUUCAUGAUCAUUUUAACGAUGUUCCCGUUCUGUUUCAGGAAAGACGUACUGCCAGACGUGCAAGAAAAAAUGUUCCGGGGAAGUGUUGCGCGUCCAAGACAAAUACUUCCACACGCAAUGCUUCAAAUGCAAAGUGUGCGGAAAUUCGUUGGCGCAAGGCGGAUUCUUCUCCAAAGACGGCAGCUAUUAUUGCACGGCAGAUUACCAAAGGAAUUUUGGUACCAAGUGUGCCGCGUGCCAAGAUUAUGUCGAAGGAGAGGUUGUGACUGCAUUAGGAAAAACUUAUCAUCAAAGGUGUUUCACGUGUGCCAGAUGUCGGCAGCCUUUCCCGUCUGGUGAAAAGGUGACGUAUACCGGCAAAGAGGUGCUCUGUCCAAAAUGUGUUCAAAUACCAAUUCGCAACGCCACACCGAAAUCCAGUCCUACGACUAACAACGCAAACGAAUGUGCCGGUUGUAAGGAAGAACUGAAAGAAGGUCAAGCUCUGGUCGCGUUGGACCAACAAUGGCACAUCUGGUGCUUCAAAUGCGGCACGUGCGGUGUUGUGCUUCAUGGGGAAUACAUGGGAAGAGACGGGAUACCGUAUUGCGAAAGGGAUUACCAGAAGCAGUUUGGCGUUAAAUGCGCUUAUUGCCAGCGGUUUAUCAGCGGGAAAGUCUUGCAGGCCGGUGACAAUCACCAUUUCCAUCCGACGUGCGCUCGUUGCACGAAAUGCGGCGAUCCGUUCGGCGACGGCGAAGAGAUGUACCUGCAAGGUGGCGCCAUCUGGCAUCCGCGAUGCGGACCAGGCCCAGGCGAAGACGGAAGAACGCUGAACGGCAGCGGGCCGGACGCCAAUGGACAUCUCACGGAUACGGACGCCUCCUGCAGGGACUACGAUAGGAACAGCACUAGCGGGGCCAGCGAAUUGCAGUUUUCCAUGCGUUCCCGUACACCUAGUUUGAAUGGUUCAUUAUAUAGUCCUACGAGCAUGUCUAGAAAGCAUUACAGUUACCGUACCCCAUCGCCCGGGCUAAUAUUGAGAGAGCACAAUAAGUCGGCUACAUUAGUUGACGAUAUUUCUAGGAUAUACACGUAUAGUUACCUAACGGAGGAACCGACGUUAGGGUAUUUAAGGAGACCCAUCGAUCCGUAUGAUAAAGCGCCUACAUCACCACAUUUCCAUAGACCUACAUCACAGAACAGCCUUCGCGGCAGCGCUUGUGGCGCCGGUUGCGGCCGUCGAUCCGCGUCCCGUUCGGCGAUGCGCGCCCUGGUCGAUUCGAUCCGCAGCGAGACGCCUCGGCCGCGUUCCCCGCACAUGAACAACGAGGAACCCAUCGAAUUGGCGCAUUUCCCGGCCGCCAAGCCGCCGCAACCCGGCGAACCGCUGAAGAUCGAGAGGGACGACUUCCCGGCACCGCCAUAUCCGUACACUGAUCCAGAAAGAAGGAAAAGAUGGUCGGAUUCGUACAAGGGCGUGGCGGAUUCGGACGAAGACGAGGCGGACGCGACGAGUAAAGCAGUGGACGGUGACAAGUUGAAAAAGGAGGAAGAGGAGCUUAGCAAAAUUGCCAGCGGAAUAGGAAAAGUAUUUUUGAAAAACGUACAGGAGAGGGAGAAAAUAAAACAGUGGAAAGCCGCACAUUUGGAUCCUAGAAAUGCAUCAAGAACCCCAUCGGCGAACAAGGAACCUACCUAUAGAUUACGCUACGACAAUCCAAUAGGUGCAAGUCCUUCUAGGAAUUUGGACCACCCGAAGCCGUUCGACGACGACGACUUUGACAGGUCGCUGAGCUGUCGAUCUUCAGUCGGAAGAUCCAUCGGAGCCAUUCCCAAUUAUAACGUCGUGAGCGCCCUGCGGCAUGUUCCGAAGCCCGGAUACGGCCUGGCGCCCAGAUCUCACACGUUCAGUACCUCGGCGGGCAGUUCCGUACCGCAGAUUCCAGGCGAUUACUCGUUUAGCGGAAUGGGUGCUAAAACUCAUAGUACUGACUUCAGUUGCGGCAAGUCUGAUAUUUCCACUGGAUCCAUCACAGACGUCGAAAGGCGAGCGCUGAAUUCGGAAAUGCCCGUUUCGACGACGUACACGGGCGGCCUGGGGAGGUACCCGGGAGCUGGAGGCAUCAGCGUCGGGUACGCGUCACAAGUGCGACGCUCCCUGCCAAACAUGGCGCACUCAAUGCUGAUCAACGAGCCGGCCAAGAUAUACCCGUACCACCUGUUGCAGAUCAUCAAUUACAGGCUGCCGGCGGACGUCGACAGGAUUAAUUUGGAGCGCCAUCUGUCAGAUCAAGAAUUCGAAGCCCUUUUCCAGAUGUCGCGGACAGAUUUCUAUCGAUUGCCAAUGUGGAGAAGGAACGAAUUGAAACGUAGGCUUCGUCUAUUCUAAUCGCUUUGUUCACAUCUGAUAUUGCUUAUUUAUUGCUUGUGUACCAGAAAAUCAGCUGAUGAUAGGCAGACACCAAUAGCGUAGCUUUAUAGUCUGGUAAAAUUAGCUACCCAUUUUAUAGGAAGAUCGUUUGAUUUUGAAAUUACAAAAUUAAAUCAGUCCGAGUUGAUAUGUUCUUAUACAAUUAGCAAUAUUAGAAGUAGCAAAAAUAUAUUUUUCAUUUUAGUAUUUUUAAAAAUUUAAAUAAUUUAAAAAUUAAUGGUUCAUCAAAACAAUGCUAAUUCUACCGGACUAUUGUCAAAAAAUUAGAUGGCAGCGUCAUAAAACUACUCACAGUUCCUUAAAUCUUUGUUGACUUUUUUUUUUAAUUUAUAUUUUCGACUGUAACAACUUUUGCCAUAGACUAAGCUUAAAAGUUUUAUGAUAGACCAUUUUUAUUUGUUAAGAUUUUUAAUAUAAUGUUUACCUGUAUCUUACAAUCGUUUCAAAAAAUCAAAAUACUGUACAAUAGGUUGGCAAAAAAAGUUAUUAUAUUACAAAAUGGUUAUGAACAUUAUUUUUUUAGCAAGUAAGUGUACUUCUUAAUAUGUUAGAAAAAAAUAAUAAGUGGUAAGUGAAUCAGGAGAAUUGCUUGAAUAGUUACAAAAUGCUUUUUUUGGGCUAGUCGUAAUAUUGUUUGGUACAACAUUUAGUGCUGAAACGGUGUAUAUUUUUAUAUUUAUUUUAAUAUAUACUUAGGAGUUGGAGUGUUCGAAAAAUUUUAAUAACUUAAAAAAAUGAGUCAUAAAUUGUGUUACUGUGAACAUGAUUUUAAUCCGCCUUUUUGAUCUCCAUCUAGUAUUUCAAAUCAGAACAAAAAUUGAGCCAAGAUCAUAAAAAAACUAUAUAUUUUGCUGCUAAAACUUUCCUUGAAUCUACAGUAUCGAGUAAAAGUGGAGAAACAUUUUAUUUUUUUAAAGAUUUCCAACGAUUUUCUGAGGCGCAACAGCUUAAUAGUUUUGCAAAUUACCUAUCGGUUUAAAUUCAGCUGUUUUGCUAUGGUUGCUUGUUUAAUGCCUGAUCGAUAUUUUAUAAGAAUCAACUCUUUUAUUUACAAAUUCAAUGUAAUUCCUCUGGCCAUGUUUUUGAACUACACUUCACACCAAAAAAAUUAAAAAAUAACACCUAUUCUAAUAAACGACUAAAUAUAAACUAAAUAUUUACUCAUUGAACAAAAAACCGACCAUAUUAUAUUGAAGAAAAAAAGAAUCUAUACAAAGAUAAACAUUUCAUUAUCUUGAGGUAGUCAUACAUAAAAAACUUUAGUGUACAGUUUUGAGAUAGAGUAAAUUUUUCUGGAUUUUUAUUUGUAAUGUAAUAUUUUGCUCGGUACUGUAUACUGAAUUUGAGAAUGUAAAAAAAACUUGAAACGUCUAGAAUCACUACACAUUUCUAAUGUAAAUAAUUCUCGUUUUUAAAGUUUCGUGUUUUCAGAAUUUUUCGAACGCUUUGCUUUUUAUUGCAAUUUAUGUAUAAAUAGGAUUUUUUUUUGAAUAUUGCCAAUAAUAUAGGAGGCUUUUAUGAAGCUUAUGAUGUGGGAGAGAGCAAUAUAAAACUCUAGCAGUUAAAUGUUUGUUAUGUUUUUUAAGAUUCUUUCCGUCUGCUUCCAUUUCAAUUUCUAUUAUGAUACUCCACUUUCCCAUUUUUCACACAAUUUCAAGACAGUACAGGUUGAACAAAUAUGAAAGCACAGCUCCGAAAAUAAACAUUAUGAACAAACAACAGUGUUUUAUUUGUGAACCUUAAGCCGGAUUUUACUAAUCCGCGGCGAAAAUUUGCGCCUGUGGCAAAAAUUCGACCAAU
This is a messenger RNA of Acanthoscelides obtectus, 4215 nucleotides long. The record is from the annotation of a GenBank genome assembly. Lineage: Eukaryota; Metazoa; Arthropoda; Insecta; Coleoptera; Chrysomelidae.